Molecule: messenger RNA, 474 nt
Organism: Microthlaspi erraticum
Lineage: Eukaryota; Viridiplantae; Streptophyta; Magnoliopsida; Brassicales; Brassicaceae
Source: the annotation of a GenBank genome assembly
AUGCAGGCACCUGACAACGGUGGAUCAGUUCAGGGAAUGAUGGAAACGUUGAAAGCUUUGAUCGAGGAAGCAACAAAGAAGUUGGAGGAUAAGAUGGAUGAUGUUACCUCAGAGAUUAAGGCAAUGGUUGGGGACUUAGAUGAGAGACUUGAUAUGGUUGAAUGUUAUAUUGUAGCAGGGGAUAUAAGUGAGGCGGAGGAGGAGGCGGAGGAGGAGGAGGAGGAGGAGGAGGCGGAGGAGGAGGAGGAGGAGGAGGAGGAGGCGGAGGAGGAGGAGGAGCAAGUAGCAGAACCGCCAAAGAAGAGAAGAAAAGAAACUCCAGCAGAGAAAGAGAAGAGGACAAUCAAACCUUCAGCUAUUCUCUCAUCUCCAUAUGUGGCUGGUCAGGCAAAUAGAAAAAGAAAAAGCAAGACAAGUGGAAAAGGGAAAGGAGGUGCAAAGAGACCGUACAACACACGUAGGAAACAAGGAUGA